This is a messenger RNA of Penaeus vannamei (Pacific white shrimp), 1394 nucleotides long. The record is from RefSeq and is a predicted model, not a curated record. NCBI's taxonomy places the organism in Eukaryota, Metazoa, Arthropoda, Malacostraca, Decapoda, Penaeidae.
ACAGAAAGUCUAAAACACAUUCCUUUCCUUCCACUGCAGAGGGCGAGAGCAAAGCCUUCUACGAGGAGAGCGAGGGAGAGAAACAGGCCAACAAGGCAGCCAUCACGAGCCUCCGAGGCGAGAUCAAACACCUCCAUGUCAAGAUCGAGGAGGCAAAGCAGGGCAGCGAGCGGAGUGUCGAGCGAGUCCUGCAGCAGCGGCGCCGUGCCCUCAGCGCCCCCGUCAAGGUGAAGAAGGCUGAGGGCGCCAUCAGAGCCUCCGAGUACAAGCUCCACGACCUCGUCAAGAGGCUGAACUUCCUCCAACACUCUCGGAAGCAGCGUGAAAAUAGGCUGAGCACACUGAAGCAACAGCUGGGGGAAUCGUCCUCAGACAGAGUGCAGGAGGAACACCGCACAAUUCAGCAAUUACAACAGGACCUCAUCGCCCUGGAGAACGAGCAGGAGCGGGUGGGCGUGAGCGUGGCGGAGGCGGAGAGUGUGAAGCGGCGGUACGGGGCGAUGGUGACGGCGCUGAAAGGGGAGGCCGCCUCCUACAGGACGACUCUCGACACACUGCACGCCAGGCUCGCCGAGGAGAAGGAUUCCUUGAAGAACUUAAGGGACAGCAGGAAGAAAGCAGAGAAGACCAGGGACUGCUUGAGAACACGCCUGCACGAGGAGGAGGAAAGCGCUUACGAGACGAAGAGAGAACGAGAAAAAAGACUCUUCGAAUUUAGGAAAAAGGCCGAGGAGCGCCGCCAGCAGGACCUGGGCGCCGCCGUGGACCGCAGGCUCUCCAUCAUGAGGACGCCCACACGCAGGGACUCGCCCACGGCCGCCCUCACGCAGGACACCCAGGAGCAGAUCGAGGCCGAGCUGGAGAAGUACCAGCAACUUUUCUCGAGGUUGAAGGAGGUGCUCGGCGUGACGAGCGUGGAGGAGGUGCUGGACCGCCUCACGAGCCAGGCCGGGACGCGGGAGCACCUUCGUCAGCUGCGCUCCGUCACCCUCGAGGAAGUGACGCGGCUCAAGCAGGAGAAGGAGCAGCUGCACGAGGAACUUCACCGGGUGAAAUACGCCAGCACGGAGGACGCUGCCAAGAUGGUCGGGAUGAUCGAGGACCUCAAGAAGAAGGUGGAGGAGAAGGAGACCAUGAAGGAGGACAUGUCUGGGCGCCUCGACGGAACGCUCAAGAUCCUGGCGGGCGUGAGGGCGGGGCAGGAGCACAUCGCGGAGAAACUAGAGACCGCCGAGAACGAGCGGCCUCCCAAAGCCGAGUCCCCGCUGCAGUACCUCGUGAUCCUCAUGGCGUUCUGCAUGGACAGGGCCAGGGAGCUCAUGGAGGAAGUGAGGGACGCCCAGAUCGACCAGAAGCUCGCGGAGAUGGUGGAGGAGGAAAAGGAGGGAGAAUGA